This is a messenger RNA of Haliotis rufescens (red abalone), 422 nucleotides long. RefSeq names its product 60S ribosomal protein L37-like. Gene Ontology annotation, molecular function: RNA binding; structural constituent of ribosome. Gene Ontology annotation, biological process: translation. The transcript is spliced from 4 exons. The coding region runs from base 85 to 387 and encodes 100 amino acids. Gene Ontology annotation, cellular component: cytosolic large ribosomal subunit; ribosome. Lineage: Eukaryota; Metazoa; Mollusca; Gastropoda; Lepetellida; Haliotidae. The record is from RefSeq and is a predicted model, not a curated record.
GAUCAUGUGAUACGAAUAUCACAACUUCCGGGGUAACAACCAAAACGAGGUUGAACUCGUUCUCUCACUUCCGCUGGAUAGAAAAUGACCAAAGGUACAUCCAGCUUUGGUAAGCGGCACAACAAAACCCACACACACUGCCGCAGGUGUGGGCGCCGUGGUUAUCAUAUCCAGAAGAAAACCUGUGCAUCAUGUGGCUACCCUGCCGCCAGGAAAAGGACAUUUAACUGGAGUAUUAAGUCCAAGAGGAGGAGGACAACUGGCACUGGCAGGAUGAGGCAUCUCAAGAUUGUCUUCAGGAAAUUCAGAAAUGGAUUCCGUGAAGGAACAACUCCCAAGCCCAGAAGGAAGGGAGCUGCUGCCCCAUCAACCGCUGUGGCAAAAUAAUGUAUCAUACAUUGUAAAGUAAAUGUCAGGUUUAA